This is a messenger RNA of Pelodiscus sinensis (Chinese soft-shelled turtle), 732 nucleotides long. The record is from RefSeq and is a predicted model, not a curated record. Lineage: Eukaryota; Metazoa; Chordata; Testudines; Trionychidae.
AUGAGGUCGCAGAUGCACCAUUAGCUAUAAUAGUUGUACUGAAGUCCUAAGUACUUUUCCUGGUGUUUAGACCAUUGCUUUCCUCUUGAAUGUGGACGGUUUGUGUUUGGGAUAGGUGACAUGUCAGCAGCAGUGCCAAAUGUUACACUGAAAAUUGAUCCUCAGGAUCUUCAGAUCCAAACAUUUACAGUGGAGAAGUUGUUGGAACCAUUGAUAAUUCAGGUUACCACAUUAGUGAAUUGCCCACAAACCCCUUCUAAUCAGAAAAAAGGAUGUUCUAAAAGAGCCCGUGUCCUCCUAGCUUCUGUGGAAAAAGCGACUUGGAAUCUUUUGGACAAAGGGGAGAAAAUUACUAAGGAAGCCAUUGUAUUUAAGGAGGAACUUAAUGCAGCACUUGAUGAUGUUCGUAAAGAAAGUGAAUCUUUAAGCGUAACAGCAAGGGAAUUUACAAACGAUCCCUGUUAUCUGCCUAAAAGGAAAGCUGUUGUUCAAGCAGCAUGCUUCCUUCUAGCUGCUGUCACUAGACUUCUGAUUCUGGCAGACAUGAUUGAUGUGGCAUACCUUUUGCAACAUUUAACAGUGUUUCAAAGAACAUACGAGUCUCUACAAAACGUAUCCAAUAAAUCUGAACUACAGAAAAUCUACCAGAAGCUCAGGAAAGAUCUGGAAAAUCUAGAUUAUUUGGCCUACAGACGUCAACAGAAAUUGUCACACACAGGGAGUCAGAUGUAG